Molecule: messenger RNA, 4518 nt
Organism: Myzus persicae (green peach aphid)
Lineage: Eukaryota; Metazoa; Arthropoda; Insecta; Hemiptera; Aphididae
Product: serine proteinase stubble-like
Exons: 9
Coding region: 1719-4154 (811 amino acids)
Biological process (GO): proteolysis
Molecular function (GO): serine-type endopeptidase activity
Source: RefSeq, a predicted model, not a curated record
UAUGACGUUUGGAAGAGUGCGAAUCCUAUUUUUAAUCGUGGAGGGGUAAACGUCAAGUAUACACACUGAACAACAGCACACCGAUUAAGAGAAAGUUCGCGGUAAAAGAGCGGUUAGGCGGAGACACUUGAAUAAUAUGACGAUGGUGGUCGCUACGUUUUGCAGCAACUAGUCUUUUGUGUGCUGCUGCGGCUCUCAGUCGGUUUACUUUCUUAUAAUAUUUGUCUUUAUUGUUAAUAUUGUUUCGGAGAAGAAAGACUACACUUCGUUAUUUAUAUAUAGAUAAACAUAUAUAUAUAUAUAUAUAUCUGUGGUGUAUUGAUAGUCGUGAUGAUAAAAAUGUAAAAAAAAACCGCCAAUGUGAUCUGCCGUUUUAUCUGUCACUAUAUAUCAUCGUAUUAAGAUAUACAAAAGGACAAUUUUCUCGCUCGCGUCUUUUGUUAUCUUAUUUUUUUUAUAAAGAAAAUUUCUCAUCCACGUAUCUAUAUAAAUAUAAUAUAUUAUUAUACUCUAUUGAAAUCUGCUUUUAUUGAACUAUUACAAUAAUAAUACUAAUAGCAUAUUAUAUCCGUGACUCGUGAGUUAUUGGUUUUUACACAAUCAGUGAUAAUACUCAUUAAUAUACGACUUGAGACGCGGUAAGUUCAAAGUUACUAUAAAAUUUUUUUCUCGACGGUUAGUAGUUCGCUAAUUAAUAAUAUAUUUUCGGUGCGAAUGAAAAUAACCGAGUAAGGAUUUUAGAUUUCAAGUGUAAGUCAGUUUACGUUUAAUUAAUUUGACAUUGAAUUUUUCUCGAAAUUAAGUACCACGUGUUUUCGUUACGUGGUUUCCGUAUUAUAUAUUAUUAUUGUUAUUGUCGUAAUUUUAUUACACUAUACUAGGUAGUGUCGGAUUUUUUUUUAUUAUUAUUUUUUUCACUCGUUCUUUUACUCUCAGUGACCGCGAGUGAAAGUGAACGUGUGUGCGGCGUGUGAGAUAGAAAAUUUAAUAAUCAUAAUACUACCUACUACUACUACUACUACUACUACUACUACUACUACUACUACUACUACUACUACUACUACUACUACUAUUACUACUACUACUACUUCAUCUAAUAACAAUAAUAUAACAACGGAGACGACUGAGCGGCGCGUGUACAGAAAGAAAGUGGAUACUCUCGUUCCGUGACAUUGUAUACGCGCAGGAAUCCAAGGUAAACUGCUGCUGUUACUCCUGUUAUUGAAGUGAUAGUUUUUCGAGCGAUAUACGCGCGAAUACUAUUAUUAUUAUUAUUAUAUUAUUUGCUCGGGCCAAGCCCUAUUUGCCGUAUCGCAUAUAAUACACACACGUACGCGCCGACUUCGCACACGCGCGGGUGAAAGAAGAAAGCGGCUGACACUGGAGCAUAAGAUUCGUGGCGGGCAUUCUUCCGAUAUUCGUCGGUCGUAGUCAAAACCGUCACUCGUCUUCACCGUCGUCGUCAUCAUCAUCAUAAUCAUCGGAUGUUACGCAACAACGACAGUUGUAUAGUAGUUAUCGUCGUGUUUCACAGCGGCCUUACGGGUCAAUGUCGUAUCGCCGAAACGCCACCGAAACACCACGACAACCGCGACAAAUCUUCGUCACAAUAACGUUAUAACCGGCCACACAUUAUAACCAACGGCGGCAUUAUAACCACAUCGUUACCGUUAAUAACGAUAAAAAUCGCGCGGCACGUUGAAUACGAGCGCGUUGCCAUGAGGUCAUACUCCAUAAUCGUCAGUGUCAUAGUGAUGCAGUUGUAUUGCAACAGUGUCUUGUCGUUCGACGGCCACGCGGAUUCCACGGCGGCUUACUCGUCCGAUGCAGAGUAUUACUCGCCAUCAGCCGUCAGAUCCAACGAUCGUCAGCGCCAACGGAUAAAUCGCGAUACUGACGGAGGCGGAGGCGGUAACGAUCACCACGUCGACGACAGAUCGGACGCGUAUGACGGUAACCGUCGUACGGUCAACACGUAUCAUCACGUCAGCGACGGCACGUCUUCGUCGGCCACCGACGGAGGCGGCUGGAUCAUUGGCGGCAGCCGUCGACGGGCGUCGGCCGGCGCGCACAAGUACCACCAGGACAAGGUGGCAUUCGCUGGCGAGUCGGAAGACAAGCGGAGGGAACCGGUGGACGACAAGCAGCAGUGGCCGACGGUCGUCACCGGAUCGGAUGCCGCGUCGUCGCUGUCCGAAGUGCAGGUGGUCGUGCACCAGGCGCCGCACCUAAACUCGGUGGUCGACGGCGAUCAGCAGCAACCGUCGUCGGACGCCGCGUCAAAGUGGUACUCGAAGCGCUUGUCGUACGCGACCAAGACGUCUCCGGCGGCCGCGUCCGCCACUGCGCCGCCGUCGCUGUCGUUACAGCAGCAGCCGGAAGCCGUGGGAAGCAACGCCGUGCUGUUGGCAGAAGUGCUCGGUCAAAAGUCCGGUUUCAACACCACCGCCGGCAAGGGCGGCUACUACGGCGGGCCAACCGUCACCGGUUCCAAAGGCUUUCAAAACGAUCUCAUGGACAUGUUGGGCAAAAUGAUACCACAGACCUGCUGGUACAACAGCAACAAAUUCGAUUGCGGCCUUAGCAUUUCGUGCGUGCUCGAGGGCGGCAAACCAGUGGACUUGUGCAGUGGUGGCAUGAUAUGGAGCUGUUGCGUGUCCAGAGACAAAAUUCAGACAUCCGGAUCUUCUUCGUCGUCGUCAUCGUCGUCGUCGUCAUCAUCGUCGUCAUCGUCCGUGACGGCAGCGUCGAAUUCGGUGGGAACAAUAGAAAAUGCUACCAUACAGUUCCUGAUGCAAUACCCCGAAUUCCAACACCACUACAACAUGUAUAUGCAUCAACAACACCAACAUCAGCAGCAACAACAACUGCAAAUACAACAACUACAACAACAACAACAACACCAUCACAACCAUCAGCACCCGACGGUGGCGAGUUACGUGGACAACUACAUCAACGACAUAAGUCCGUCAUCGCAGUCUUUCGUCGCCGAUCAAACGGCCAAACCGUCGUACUAUUACCAACAAGAGCACCAGCAUUACCACCCGUAUUACUAUCAGCACCAACAGGGUGCCGUCGGUGGCCAUUGGCAGAUUAACAGUGCUGGGGCAGUCAGCAGCACGUCGACCAGCACGACUUUACCACCCACGUCACAAAAUUUGCUGUUCCACAGCGAUCACGGAAACGUGAUGUUUUAUUCCACGCAUAAACCUCCCCAACUGGCGCCGUUCUCUCACAUCACGCAAAUCGGCAGCGGCAUCGGUGUGGCCGACGACCAACUGCAGCAGCAACAGCAGCAGCAGCAACUGCAACUGCAGCAACAGCAGCAGCAGCAACAGCAACCGCAGCAGCAACAGAGUCAAUUGUUGCACUACAUGCCGUCCGGAUAUCGCGGCUGUGGAGAGCUAUAUGCAAGAAGCCAUAGAAUUGUGGGUGGACAUGGAUCAAACUUCGGUACACAUCCGUGGCAGGCUGCUAUCAUCAAGUCAGGGUUUUUGUCAAAAAAAUUGUCGUGUGGAGGUGCUCUACUGAGUAAUCGAUGGGUAGUUACUGCUGCACAUUGCGUGGCCACAACGGCGAAUAAUAAUUUAAAAGUACGGCUCGGUGAAUGGGAUGUACGUGAUCAAUCAGAAAAGUACGCACAUGAAGAAUUCAAUGUGGAGCGCAAAGAAGUACAUCCACAAUACAGUCCUACAGAUUUUCGUAACGACGUCGCUUUAGUAAAAAUUGACCAUGAUGUAACCUAUAAACAGCACAUCAUUCCGGUGUGUUUACCAAGCUCAGCUGCUAAAUUGGUUGGCAAGACAGCUACAGUAGCUGGUUGGGGUCGUACUCGACAUGGAGUUUCAACAGUUCCUACGGUGUUACAAGAAGUACAAGUCGAGGUGAUACCAAAUGAAAGGUGCCAAAGAUGGUUCCGGGCGGCUGGUCGAAGGGAAACCAUUCAUGAUGUGUUCCUGUGUGCGGGAUACAAAGAAGGUGGUCGUGACAGUUGUCAGGGAGACUCUGGCGGACCGUUGACAACGAUGCUGGACGGACGGAAAACUCUAAUCGGAUUGGUCUCUUGGGGAAUCGGAUGUGGUCGUGAACAUUUACCCGGAGUUUACACCAAUGUACAGCGUUUCGUGCCGUGGAUCGACAAAGUAAUGACGUGAUAGUAGUAUUUGGGUUUAUGACUUAAAAUUAUGCAAACAUUAAGCUAUUAUAUUUAAAUCUAUUUUAUGUUAUUAUAAAUUAUUCAUAUUUAUGAUCUGUUUUAAUUAGGUACAUUUACCAUUGAGUUAAUUUAUUUAUUUAUGAAAUUAUACAUAUAAUCUAUAUGUAUACUAUUUAAUACUUAUGUAAUAAAUGCAUGAAUAUUGCAUAGCAAAUAGAUAAAAAAAAAAAUUAAUAAUAGUUAUUUAUCGUUAUGAUUUUGUAAUUUCUCGAUGUCGAAUUGUGCUAUUGUUUAAUUUAAUUAUUUUGAUUUUAAAUUUAUAUUCAUCAUUCGUGUAAAAUAAAUGUGUAUAAUAAUGUGUA